UAGGCCAUGAGUAUUGACUGUCUAUUGAAUAAACCGGUUGGAUUGCCUUUGUACGGACGCAUUUGGUUUCGCAAGAAAGUUAUAAAUUCUCACUUCGUUCAUUCUGAUUAUCAUUCGCAGCAACCAAGAGUAAUAUUACAACGGUUUACUAAGACAUCUUGAAUAAGCAGAUCAAUCAUGGCAACACAAAAACGAAUUUUAGUGACAGGCGGAUCCGGUCUUGUUGGGCAAGGAAUCAAAGCGGCCUCAGAAGCAGACAAAAGAUCUGAUGAAGAAUUUAUUUAUCUCUGCUCCAAAGAUGCCGACCUCACCGACCGCGAGGCAACGAAGGCUGUGUUCAAGAAACACCAGCCAACCCACGUGAUCCACCUGGCUGCCAAAGUCGGUGGUCUCUAUGGCAACAUGAGAGCCAAUCUCCAAUUUUUCAGAAUCAACUCUGCAAUCAACGACAAUAUUCUUUCCGUUGCACAAGAGAUGGGAGUGAAAAAGGUUGUCUCGUGUUUGUCAACUUGUAUCUUUCCCAAUGAAACAACCUAUCCCAUCGACGAAACCAUGAUACACAAUGGCCCACCCCACGAUUCCAACUAUGGAUACUCGUACGCUAAACGUAUGAUUGACGUAAUGAACAAGGGGUUCAACCAGCAGUAUGACACCGAGUUCACCGCUGUUGUUCCCACGAAUGUGUUUGGACCUUUCGACAACUUCAAUUUGGAAGAGGGCCACGUCAUGCCUGGUCUCAUCCACAAGGUCUACAAGUGCAAGGAAAACAACACUCCUCUUACAGUGUGGGGGACAGGAAGAGCAAGACGACAGUUUAUUUAUUCCAAGGAUCUCGGGCGCCUGUUUCUUUGGGUGUUGCGAGAGUACAAAGAGACGGAACCAAUUAUUCUAUCUGUUGGCGAAGAGGAUGAAAUUUCCAUCAAAGAAGCUGCUGAGUUUGUAGCUAAAGGUUUCGACUUUAAAGGGGAUUUUGUCUAUGACACUACUCGAUCGGACGGUCAAUACAAAAAGACAGCAAGCAAUGCCAAACUUCGAAAGUAUCUGCCAGACUUUAAAUUCACCCCAAUGGACCAAGCAAUUCGGGAAACAUGCGAAUGGUUUACUGCCAACUACAGCACUGCAAGGAUUUAAACGAACUUAAUCAUUUCUUUGGACCUAGCAAUAAACAAACGCUUACCAAAUUUUACCGUUAUAUAUUCUUUAAACACGUUUGUUUUUACUGCCUUAUAAUUCGAUUGUUCAUUUGUGUUUUGGUUCUAAAGCGGAAAUUUAAUACCAAAAUAAACCAAUUCUUUGAA
Molecule: messenger RNA, 1298 nt
Organism: Ciona intestinalis (vase tunicate)
Lineage: Eukaryota; Metazoa; Chordata; Ascidiacea; Phlebobranchia; Cionidae
Product: GDP-L-fucose synthase
Biological process (GO): nucleotide-sugar biosynthetic process
Molecular function (GO): GDP-L-fucose synthase activity
Source: RefSeq, a predicted model, not a curated record